Molecule: messenger RNA, 843 nt
Organism: Gossypium arboreum
Lineage: Eukaryota; Viridiplantae; Streptophyta; Magnoliopsida; Malvales; Malvaceae
Product: receptor kinase-like protein Xa21
Exons: 2
Coding region: 1-843 (280 amino acids)
Biological process (GO): protein phosphorylation
Molecular function (GO): protein kinase activity; ATP binding
Source: RefSeq, a predicted model, not a curated record
AUGAGGAGUACUACUCUACCAAUUAAAGAUGAUUUGUUGUCUUUGAAAACACUGAAAAGAAUUUCACAUGCUGAAAUUUCACAAGCAACUAAUGGAUUUAAGGAAAGCAAUAUGCUUGGUUCGGGGAGUUUCAGAUAUAUAUAUAAAGGGAGGCUUUUAGAUGGAAUGGAAGUUGCAAUAAAAGUUUUCAAUUUGCAAACAGAUGGUGCAUUUAGGAAUUUUGACAUUGAAUGUGAUGCUAUGCGUAAUAUAGUUCAUCAUAAUAUUGUCAAGGUGAUUACUUGCUACUCAAGUGUUGACUUCAAAGCCUUGAUGCUUGAUUACAUGUCUAAUGGAAACCUUGAGAAAUGGUUACAUUCUAAAAGCUGUUUCAUUCAUAUCAUACAAAGGGUUGACAUAAUGAUAGAUGUUGCGACAGCUAUAGAACAUCUCCACAAUGGACAUCCAACACCUAUAAUUCAUUCUGACUUAAAACCAAGCAAUAUUUUACUAGAUAAAGACAUGGUUGUACAUGUGGGAGAUUUUGGCAUUUCCAAUUUGUUGGGAGAAGGUGAUGUAGUGAAACAAACCAUGACUCUUGCAACUAUCGGGUAUAUGGCACCAGAAUUUGGAUCAGCAGGAAUUGUUUCUAUAAAAUGUGAUGUCUAUAGUUAUGGGAUUGUAUUUAUAGAAAAUUUUACAAAGAAAAAGCCAACUGAUAAUUAUUUUGCUGAACAAGUGACUAUAAGACAUUGGAUGGAAAGUUCAUUGUCUAAAGGAGUGAUAGAAAUUGCAGAUGUUGAUUUAUUAAAAAGAGAGGAUGUUAAAACAAAUUGUAUUUCAUCCAUCAUGAAGUUGGCUUGA